GACCGAGAAGUCAAACCCGCCCAUACGAUUGCAAGCAAAAGGAUAAAACACAGAAGAAAAACUCCAACCCAAAAUUUUCAAUCAUCUCGUGCAGAUCAGUCGGGUUCAGGGGCGACGAAUCCGCUAUGGGAAUCGCGGCCUGAUCUCUCCAGAGCUAGUAGCUUCAGAGGCAGAAACAAGAAAGGAGUCUUCCUUUCUCAGUUCCAGUCGCAUUUCUUUUCCUCUGCCUCGUCCGUACAUCGUGUCUGCCGUCAUAUUUUCGCCCCUGCAUAUAUAUAUAGUCUUAUUCUAAUCGGUUCCGUAUUCGGUAUUCACCAACUGUUUGACUGCUCGCGCUUUACUGCUUUUUGUUUUCAAAGCCUCCUCGAGGAUCAGAUCUUUCGUUUGGGAUAAAGUUCAUCCUUGGCUUCUAUAAUCCUCCAUACCCUCCUCUUCUCUUUCCGGUUCUCGCUUGUGGCGGGGCUCGAAAAGGGAAAGGGGGACGCCUUUGAGGUCGCCGAGGUAAGUUCUUGAGCUCUCGUCCGAUUCUUUAAACACCCUUUUGUGUGUUCUUCUGAUAAUAAGAAGAAAUCCAGAGGUGUACCAUCUUCUUCUGAGUCUUCUUGUUCUCAAUCUUGAAUUUCUUGGCUUUGUUUGUUCUGGCUGAGAGGCCGAGUUGUCAAGUGUUUUCUUUGUUUAUGUCGUUGGUUUGCUCGAGUCCAGAGAGUGGGAACGUUAGAUUCAAGGAGUUCUUAGCAUUGGGUUUCUAAUUUUAUCUGGGAUCUUCAUAGUCUCCCACUUUCAGGUGAUAAAAGAUCAGCUAUUUUUAUUUGGUGAAUAGUGGUUUUCUAGGGUUCUUGAGAUUUUUUUGGGGAUAUGGAUGGUGUUGAGAGUGGUGCCUUGGAUUCAGAAGGAGAAGGGAACUUGAUUGCUGCUGCGCAACAAAUUGUGAGGGCGUUGGUGUCGAAAAGAGAGCUAACUGAUGAAGAGAGAAAGGCUUUGGUUCAAUUGAGGGCUCAGUUAUCCACCAUCACGAUAGAUAGUGAGAAAAAGAAAAAGAACAUUGAGGAAGGCGCGAGCAGAGAAGAGCAUCUCGAUGUUAUUCACGAGAAGAUCAUGAGGUGGGAGAAUGAUCAGUCCAUGAUAUGGGAUUUGGGCCAAGACGAAGCAUUUCAGUAUCUGAAUGCCGUGGAUGAAACCCUGAAGUUGAUUGAACGACUAGAGAAUUCACGUCAAGAUUUGUCGGUUGAAAAGGAUGAGAUGUUGAGGAAUGCCCAUGAUGUUCUUCAGACGGCCAUGGUUAGGCUCGAGGAAGAAUUUAAGCACAUGCUUCUUCAGAAUAGACGGUCUGUCGAGCCGGAGCACACAUCCUUCCGUUCAAGUGAGGAGGAUGCGGCAGAAGAAGGCUCGACGUUUUCUUACUCCUUCGACGACUCACUCCGCAGAGACAGCUUCAACAGAACCUCGGAGGAGUCAAUAAUCGAUCUGGUUCAUCCAGAAAUACUACCUGACCUCAAAUGCAUCGCGAAUUUGAUGUGCAGCUCAGGUUAUGAACACGAAUGUUCCCAGGCUUAUGUCAGUCUUCGCAGGGAUGCACUGGAUGAGUGUCUCUUCAUUGUUGAGAUGGACAAGCAUUGCAUCGAGGAUGUUCUUAGGAUGGAAUGGGCUACUCUUAAUUUCAAGAUCAAGAAAUGGGUUAGAGCUAUUAGAGUCUUUGUGCGAGUUUAUCUAGCAAGCGAGAGAUGGCUUAGUGAUCAAAUUUUCGGGGAGGUAUCACUGAAUUUGAGUUGCUUUAUUGAGGCGUCAAAGGCUGCAAUUUUGCAACUUCUGAAUUUUGCAGAGGCUAUAUCUAUAGGCUCGAAAGAACCGGAGAAGUUGUUUUGCUUCCUUGAAAUGUAUGAAGUGAUGUCUAAGCUUUUACCAGAUAUCAAUGAGCUAUAUCCAGAUAAUGUCGGGUCCUUCAUUAGAAUUCAAUAUCAUGAACUCCUGCAGAGGCUAGGCAACUGCAUCAGGAUGACUUUCCUUGAAUUCAAGAAAGCCAUCGCUGCGAACGCAUCAGCGACUGCAUUCCCCGGGGGUGGGGUCCACCAUCUGACCCGUUACGUGAUGAACUACAUGAAGAAUCUCGUUGAUUAUGGCGAGACUCUCGAGUUGCUUCUCAGCGACCAUGGCGAAGAGGGUUCCAAUUCUUUCGGUCAUGAAACUAGUUCACCCAUAGAGGAUGGAAAGAGUGGGGUUUCCGGAUGCGGAUUUCCCAAACUGGCUCCCCAUUUUCAUGGCAUUUCUUUGGUUCUGGUAGCAAACCUCCAUGAGAAAUCCAAUCUAUACAAAGAUGUGGCUUUGCAGCAUAUUUUUCUGAUGAACAAUGUGCAUUACAUGGCAGAAAAGGUGAAAAAUUCUGAGCUUAGACUUGUUUUCGGAGAUGAUUGGAUUCGGAAGCACAAUGGUAAGUUCCAACAGCAUGCAUUGAGCUAUGAGAGAUCGACAUGGAGUUCCAUACUCUCCUUCCUUAGAGAGGAGGGGCUUCACAGUUCGGGUUCAAGUUCCAUCUCACACACCCUCCUAAAAGAAAGGUUAAGGAACUUCAGUCUCGCUUUCGAGGAGGUAUACAAGGCUCAGACGGCCUGGGUGAUCCCGGACGUUCAACUUCGGGAAGAUUUACGCAUCUCAACAUCCCUCAAGAUAGUCCAAGCAUAUCGAACGUUCGUGGGAAGGCAUAACGGUCAUCUAAGCGACAGGCACAUCAAGUAUACUGCAGACGACCUGGAGAAUUACAUCUUGGAUCUGUUCGAAGGAUCGCCAAAGUCCCUGCCCAAUCCCUACAGGAGGUGAUAGCAUAAUUUUAUUGAGUUUUGUAACGGAGACGAGCCUUUUAUUUCCUCUCUCUACUAAUCUGAGUUCAAAGUGUUAGCUCGACCACUCUCUCCUUUGUUUUACAUUGAAGUUGUCCCACAGUUGUCACCCAGCGGCCAAGUAAAGUUCAGGCUUAGGGAAAUUGCAAGUUCCAGUGUUGUACUCUGUAGGUAAUUGUAUCGGCAGGCAUAGUCCAUAUAUACUAAGCACCUGUAAACAUUAUCAAAUUGUUAAAUGGAAGAAUAUUUAAUCUGUUUCACCUAA
Syzygium oleosum is the source of this 3096-nucleotide messenger RNA. RefSeq names its product exocyst complex component EXO70E2. Gene Ontology annotation, biological process: exocytosis. Bases 856 to 2811 code for a protein of 651 amino acids. Gene Ontology annotation, cellular component: exocyst. NCBI's taxonomy places the organism in Eukaryota, Viridiplantae, Streptophyta, Magnoliopsida, Myrtales, Myrtaceae. The record is from RefSeq and is a predicted model, not a curated record. Gene Ontology annotation, molecular function: phosphatidylinositol-4,5-bisphosphate binding. The transcript has a single exon.